UUUGCCUUCAAACUCAUUCCUCUUUAAGCUGUGUUGUGAGUCGUAAGAAAAAAGUAACAGUCAAAAAAUGUUGGCCAUUUUGUUAAUGUCCUUUAUAUUGGUAUUCCUAUUGUGGUUCUAUUAUUAUAAACAAUUUCUUUACUGGAAAAAUAGGGGUGUGCCUCAAGAUGACACCGUGCCCAUAUUUGGAAGUCUCAAGAAUGUGCUACUCCUUCAACAAUCACUUGGAGAGUACCUCAAAGAACUUCACAACAAAAGCACAUCGCCUUACACAGGAUUUUACAUAAUGCAGGAGCCAGCCUUGCUAAUCAACGAUCCCCAGCUGGUGCAGCAGGUGCUGGUCAAAGUUUUUAACAAUUUUUCAAACAGAACCACCGUUUCCGACUCCGGAAUCGACAAGAUGAGCGCCUACAUAUUGUUCAAUUCCAAAAGCCCGUUGUGGAAUCAGAUCAGGAAGAAGAUUAAUCCUGUGUUUAGCUCAGGAAAAAUUAAAGGCAUGUUUCACCUAAUAGACGAAAACACCGACGACCUAAUGACCCACGUAAAGACAAACGGACCGAUAAUCAACACCAGAGACGUCUUCGCCCGAUUCACGACUGACGUCAUUUCGUCGACGUGCUUCGGAAUCAACGCCAACAGCCUAAAGAUACCGGAAGCGGAAUUCCGGAAAGUAUCCUUCCGAUUGUUCGACAUGGUAAAGUUCGCCGUGGCUGUGCCCCAGUUGCUCUACUUCCUUAUGCCGACCAUAGUGAAGGUGCUAAGGAUCCGGUUUUUGGACGGCUAUUGCCUGGACUUUUUGAGGAGGGUCUUCUACUCCACCCUGACGGAGAGGAGAGGCACCAAGAGUUUCAGGAACGACUUAAUAGACAUACUGAUUCAGAUCAAGAACAACGAAACACCGGACGAUCCAAUAAAACUAGAUGACGACAUGCUUUUGGCACAGUGUGUGCAGUUCUUCGUGGCCGGCUUCGAAACGACCAGCUCCUCCUUGACUUACCUGAGCUACGAACUGGCCAAGCACCCACACAUUCAACGAAAACUGAAAAACGAAGUACGUGAAGUACUAAAGAAGCACGGCGACUUUUCCCAUUGCGACUUCUUGAAGGACUUGAACUACAUGGACCUGUGUAUUAAAGAAUCUCUGAGGUUGCGUCCGAUACUCAACUUCCUGGACAGGCGGUGCACCGAAACGGUACAAAUACCCGGUACUAACUUGGUCAUAGAAAAGGGUACGCCAGUUUACAUUUCGCUGUUUGGUUUGCAUCACAACGAAAAAUAUCACCAGGACGCAAAAGCCUUCAAGCCGGAACGUUGGUUGGAGCCCCACACUAAUUUUACGUACAUGCCCUUCGGUGAAGGGCCGAGAACCUGCGUCGGUCAAAGAUUCGCUUUAACUGCAAUGAAAACGGCAAUGGCUAAACUACUGGCUGAAUACACCAUCGAAAUGACCGAAAAGACUCCCAAAGAGACUUGUCCAAUUGAGGAGAAAUCAACGCUUACAAUACUUAAAGAAAUACUUUAUUUAAAAGUUGUUAAAGAUUAAGUGUUGUUGAUGGUGAUUAAUUUUAAGAAAAUGUAAAGUAAUUAUAAAUAUUAAUUUUAUUUAAAAUUUUAAUAAAAA
Messenger RNA from Aethina tumida (small hive beetle), 1621 nucleotides. RefSeq names its product cytochrome P450 6k1-like. The record is from RefSeq and is a predicted model, not a curated record. The transcript has 5 exons. Gene Ontology annotation, molecular function: heme binding; monooxygenase activity; oxidoreductase activity, acting on paired donors, with incorporation or reduction of molecular oxygen. NCBI's taxonomy places the organism in Eukaryota, Metazoa, Arthropoda, Insecta, Coleoptera, Nitidulidae. Bases 68 to 1543 code for a protein of 491 amino acids.